AUGAUAAGUGCAUUUGAACAGCAAUCUAGUAGAAAUGUUAUUGAGUUAUAUGUAGACAUUGCUGUUGAUGGAAGUUCAUCAGUGCCAUUGCAGAUAAUCAAUUUAAAUUUAUCAAUUUCACAACAAAAUGAUAACACUGGUGUGAGUUGUGAUCGUGUCGAAGUUAGAAAUGAUGUUGAUGAAGAUAAUGAAGAUUCAGAUUAUGAGAGUGAUACUGAUGGAGAUGAUGAAGCAGAUAUUUCAUUAGACAGUUCUUCCUCUACUAAUGCUGAAGGAAUGGUGAAUGAAGAGCCGUCAAUACAUAUUUCAUUGAUACAAGAGAGAAUCUACGCUCAGUUUGGAUACAAAAUUUCAUAUAAAAAAGCUUGGAUGGCGAAGCAAAAAGCUAUUGUCAAAGUAUUUGGUGACUGGGAUGAAUCAUACGCUACCUUGCCACAUUGGUUAGAAUACAUGCAAUUACAUGCUCCUGGAUCUGUUUAUAAAGUUGAAACGAAGGAGUAUGUGGCUUCUCAUCAAGUGGAUAACAGGUAUAGAGUAUUUGAACGAGUGUUCUGGUCAUUUAAACAAUGUCAUGAAGCUUUUAAAUUCUGCAAACCUUUAUUGCAAGUGGAUGGGACGUUCUUAUAUGGUAAGUAUUGUCAUACGUUGCUUAUUGCAACAACUCAAGAUGGAAACAAUUGUGUCCUUCCAAUAGCUUUUGCAAUUGUUGAAGGAGAAACCUUGUCAGCAUGGGAAUGGCUCUUGGCAUUGAUUCGUUUGCAUGUUACUGAUAAGUCUGGAAUUUGUUUGAUAUCAGAUAGGCAUCAAAGUAUCAAAGGAGCUGUCUCAAAUCCACACAUUGGGUGGCAACCUCCAAAUGCAUAUCAUGUAUACUGCAUUCGUCAUAUUGCCAGCAACUUUAAUCACCGAUUUAAAAAUAUCGCCUUGAAGAAAGACCUCAUAAAAUUAGGUUAUACACCAUCCAAGGUAAUAUUUGAGCAAAAGUUAAGUAGAUUUCGUAAUGAAUCUGAAGAUAUACAAAGGUGGAUUGAUUGCAUAUCAAAAGAAAAAUGGGCAUUAUGUUAUGAUGACGAUGGGCGACGUUAUGGUCACAUGACCACAAAUCUUUCAGAAGCUGUGAAUAAGGUGUUUAAAGGUGCUAGAAAUAUACCCAUAACUGCACUGGUUAAAGCCACAUACGGACGUUUAGUUGAAUAUUUUGUAAAGCGUGGAGAAGAAGCCAUAUCUGACCUUCAAAAUGGAAACAUAUUUUGUCGUACAGUAAUGUUGCAAAUACAAAAAAAUCAACAAGAGGCUUCAUCACACCAGGUUCGUAGGUAUGAUGUACACAGGAAAACUUUUGAGGUUAAAGAAGCAUUUAAUCCAAUCACGCAAAGAGGUGGACACAAAUGGACAGUUAUAUUAGAUAGAAGAUAUUGCGAAUGUGGAAGAUUUCAGUCCUAUCGAUAUCCUUGUUCGCAUGUCAUAGCGGCCUGUAUAGCUGUAAGUCUUAAUUUUUGGCAAUAUGUUGACCCAGUUUAUUCAAUAGAAUAUGUUGUCAAUGCAUACUCUCCACAGUGGCGCCCCCUUGGUAAUGAAUGCAACAUCCAUACAAACAGUGAAUGGAAGUUGGUGCCUGACAUUGAAAGAGCUAGAGCUAAGAGACGACCUAAGUCAACUCGUAUUAGGAAUGAAAUUGACUGGGUUGAAUCACAAACUAGACAAAGGUGUUCACGUUGUAACGAAGUUGGUCAUAAUCGACGUCAUUGUCGUCAACAAAACUGA
Abrus precatorius (Indian licorice) is the source of this 1764-nucleotide messenger RNA. RefSeq lists its product as uncharacterized. The record is from RefSeq and is a predicted model, not a curated record. The coding region runs from base 1 to 1764 and encodes 587 amino acids. The transcript has 4 exons. Gene Ontology annotation, molecular function: nucleic acid binding; zinc ion binding. Lineage: Eukaryota; Viridiplantae; Streptophyta; Magnoliopsida; Fabales; Fabaceae.